Messenger RNA from Paramecium sonneborni, 976 nucleotides. Lineage: Eukaryota; Ciliophora; Oligohymenophorea; Peniculida; Parameciidae. The record is from the annotation of a GenBank genome assembly.
AAAAUGUCUCACCUUUAAUUUUCUUAAGAUUCAUGUAGCAGUGAAGAAUCAGAAAUAAAAAUUGAGACUUCCUCUUCUUCUUAUGUUAGCAAGAAAUCAAAGAAAAUUAGAAAUGUUGAACCAAAACCCCCUAAUUAUGGGUAUGGAAGACCGGGAAAAGAAUCUAUUUCUCAAUUAUCUAAUGAGCAAAGAUAAUUUAUUGAAAUAAAUAUGAAAGAAGUCUGGUUUUGUACAAAUUUAUCAACAAAAUGUUUAAUCUAUCUGUGCAAUAAAGGAAACAUGAUUCUUAAAGUUAAAACAGGAAAACCAGCAGAACAUGUUAAGAGGAAAUUUUUAGAAGUUUUUGGAAAGCCUAAUUUAAAAUUCUAUAAAAAGUAUAAGAAAGACUUCAAGAAAAAGCUUUAGGUAAUUAUUUGUUUAUCACUUAAGGAAAAACAUAUAACUAUAUUAAAGCACUUAGGGUACUCAGAAAAAACAACUUAUUUAUUUUUAUCUAAUAACAAUGAAAAUCAAAUAGACCUAAAGUUAGAAUAUUUUUCAGAUGAAGCCAGAAAUGGUCUAGCAUCUCUUAUAAAAUACUUAUCUCCAUAAUUUAUUUACACAUUUAAAGUAAUUGUUGAAUGUUUCGACUGGAGUUUGGCCAAUAUUUAAGAGGAAGAUUCAAACAUUAUUGAUUUUAUUGUUGAGAAAUUAAAAACUGAUAAAAAAAAUCAUUAAAUGAUUUUUAAUAUGCAAUUAAUUUAAGAACUCUUAUAUGAUGAUACAAAACUUUUGAAUUAAAUUGUAUUCCAAUUAUUUAUAAUAGGAAAAUGAUCCUGAACAAGCAUAUUUAUAUUUGAAAUCUAAUAUGACGGUCACCAUUCCUAAUUUCAAUUCUAAUUCUUACAAAGAUUAAGUAGAAUCUAUUGAAUAAUAUUCUAAAUGGAUCAAUACCUUUAUAAGUGAAUUUGUUGACAUUUUAUAAUAAAAUCAAUGA